Henningerozyma blattae CBS 6284 is the source of this 2418-nucleotide messenger RNA. RefSeq lists its product as uncharacterized. Bases 1 to 2418 code for a protein of 805 amino acids. The record is from RefSeq and is a predicted model, not a curated record. Lineage: Eukaryota; Fungi; Ascomycota; Saccharomycetes; Saccharomycetales; Saccharomycetaceae. The transcript has a single exon.
AUGAGAGCUUUUUACAAAUUAACACUGUUGUUCACACUAUGGGCCUUAUAUUGGCAAAAUUAUAAAUGUCCAGCUUCAGAUCACAAAGGUGGAGUAGAUAAUACUAGUUUACUUUGUGAUAUUUCGUCAGUCUCGUCUUGGCAUCAAUAUUUUGAGAGACAUUCUUCUAUUUAUCGAAGAGAAAUCUCCCCCGCAUUCCAAUUCCCUAAUAACAAUACUUUUCUUGGAGAAGAUGGCAUGUCAACUGAAGUUGAUAAGGUAGUCCUAGUCCAAAUAAGGGAUUGGUCCUAUGAACAUAUUAUCCUUCCAAUUAAACCAAUUUUACAAAAGAUAUCCAAUCAUAUAGAUUGGGAUAAGCUUCAUGAGAUUUAUUAUCAAAUUCAAAUUAAACUAAAAUUAUAUUACAAUUUAAAUAUAAUCCCAAUCCAAAUUAAGUGCGUAAAUUUCUGGUUACAACAUGAAAUGUUUGUAAAGGACCUAUUAAGUAAGACAGGAUUAAAUUGUAAUUCCUCUAAAGCAAAUGAAAAAUGGUUAAUUCAAUUUUUGGAAGAACUAAUAUUUAGUAUUAAAUAUCUUUGUUUUAAGAUUUAUUUUUUUUUAAAAGAAAAAAUUCAAUUUAUUCAACAAGAUUAUUUAAUUGCCACUGAAAUGUAUUCUUCCAUAAGAGAAAACCUGUCUUCUUCCACAACUGCUUCUUUAUUAUUAACUCAACCUUCUGCUUCUUUAUCUUUAUUAUCGACAGGUACUUCUCUGGACACAUUUGUUACAUCAACAAUUAAUAUAAAUGAUAAAGAAAUCGAAAUUAUUCUUGAUAAUGAUGAAGAUAAAAAUAAUAAAAAUAUAAAUGUGGAAACCCAUUUACUCGCGAAUGAUGUGAUCAACUUAAAUAAUCAUAAUUAUGAUAAACCGGUAGGGUUAACUGUUAACUUACCUGAUCAAGAAUCUAUUCAACAAGAAUUCGAACUAUGGUAUAAUUCAAUUAAUAGAAAAUCCGAGAAUAUUUUAAAAAUAUUUAAUAAGGAUGUGGAUGAAAUGAUGAAAUUAAAAAUUGAAACAGUUGAUCCUGAAUUGAUUUAUUUAAUGGAAAAUUUAACAGCAUUAUCACAGAUAGAAUUUUCUAAGAUUGUAAAGACUAUCCAGGACAUUAAUUGUACCUGUGAGGUUAAUAAUUCUAGUGGUGAAAUCAUAUAUUUCGAUAGAACUGGCAAGACUCAAUUGGCUCAAUAUAUUACAAGACAAAAGAUUGCCUCAAUAUUUGAUACUACAAAGAUACUUAUAAAGAAUAAAAUUGAUGAAAUUAAUGACACAUUAUUGGAUUUAAUUAAAGAGGUUCAAAAAGAAGUGUUCGAUAUGCAUGAAGACUAUGUUGAUAUGUUUGAAGAAUGGGGUGAUAUUAUGAUUACUGAAUGGUCCAAGAGAAUGGCAUAUUUUGAUAUCAUUAGUUCCAACUUAAAUAUCCACGAUCCGGCUCAAGUCAAUGAUGAUGAUGACGAAUUGUAUAUUGAAGAUAGUUCUAUUGACGAUAUUGAAAUUGAAAAUGACAAAGAUUUUUUCCAUAAUAAUUGGAGUAAAUUUGUAAAAGUUAAAAAGGAAUUAAUCAAGCAUCGUGACGAUCUAGUUAGAUAUGAACCAGAUAUAGAAAUUAUCGAAGAAUUUUUAAAAUCAUAUCAAAAUGAAAUUGAUUUGAUUGUUUAUGAAACCAAGGAAUAUUUACAUAUCUUAAGAGCAAGAAGUAAUGUAUCCUUUGAAUUACGUGAAAGAGAAGAAAAGAUGAGAGAAAUGGCCAAGAUUGAAAAAGAAAAUAAAGAAUUGGAAGAAAGAUUAAUGAGAUUGAAAUUAGAAAAAGAGAAAGUCGAACGUGAAAGAGAAUUAUCUAAACAAAGAGAGUAUGAAUCUCAACGCUCUAAAAUGCUAGAAGAACAAGAAAAUACUAUAGAUCAAAUCAUAGAGAAUCAACGAAUUCAGUCUGAAAAAAAGCAAAGUGAAUUUCAACAAAGUGAAUUACAAGAACAAUUGAGUUUAAAUUCUAAAGAAUCCGAAAGACUGGAAAAGGAAAGAUUAGAAAGCAUUGCCAAGAAACAAGAAGAAGCCAUAUCGGAAGAAAAUCGUAUAAGUAGCGAAAGACAAGAAUUGGAGAGAUAUGAACGUGAAGUUCAAGAAAGAAAACAGCAAGAAAUAGAAGAUUCCAUUAGACAGGAGGAAUCCAAGAUACAAAACGAGAUGGUAGACGAGAUCGAAAGUACCAUUACACAAGAAGAACCAAAAAUGCAAGAAGAAACGUUAGAGGAAACUUUAACAAUAGAAUCACCUGAACUAGAUGAAACAACGAAGGAGACCAUUGCAAUUGAGCAACCUGAAAUUGACGAAAUUGAAAAUGAGAUAGAAGAGGAUCCUCAGGAGUAUGAGAAUCCUACUUAG